This is a messenger RNA of Brassica oleracea var. oleracea, 1332 nucleotides long. Its product is annotated as putative F-box protein At3g58860. The coding region runs from base 1 to 1332 and encodes 443 amino acids. The record is from RefSeq and is a predicted model, not a curated record. Lineage: Eukaryota; Viridiplantae; Streptophyta; Magnoliopsida; Brassicales; Brassicaceae. Gene Ontology annotation, molecular function: protein binding. The transcript has 3 exons.
AUGGAUCUCUUCAACAAGUUGCCGGACCCUGUUGUUUCUCACAUCUUGUCCUUUCUUCCAACAACUAAGGAGGCUGCUUCCACAUCUGUUCUUGCAAAAAGAUGGCGUAAUCUUUUUGCAUUUGUCCCUAACCUCAAUCUCGAUGGAGAUUCCAAGACUUUCAUGGAUUUUGUGGAUAGGGUUUUGGCAUUACAAGGUGAUAUUCCCAUUAAGGAGUUCUCUCUCAAUGCUAAAACCGGUGUUGAUCCUGAUCGUGUCGAUCGUUGGAUAUGCAACGUGCUGCGACGCGGUGUUACUCACCUUGAUCUAUUCGUGGAGUUUGACGAGGAAUUUUCUCUUCCUUAUGAGAUAUCUGUUAGCAAGACGUUGGUUGAGCUGAAAACAGGAUAUGGAGUUGAUCUUUACGCGUGGGACGAUGACAUGUUCUUACCAAAUCUUAAGAAUCUUAUCCUUGUCUCAGUUGAGUUUGGUAGAGGUCAGUUUCAGACACUUCUUCCUGCUUGUCCUGUCCUCGAGGGAUUAAUGUUGCUUAAUAUGAAGUGGAGAGAUAGAAACGAGAUCUUGUCCAGUCCAUCACUCAAGAAGCUUAAGAUAUCUGUCGCAGAAGGCUGUAUAGGCACUUUCUCAUUCGACACGCCGAAUCUUGACUUCUUGGACUACGAUGAUUUUGUUGCUGAGGAUUAUCCAUUGGUUAACAUGCCAAACAUAGUUGAGGCUGGGAUCAAUCUUGAACUAACUCCAUUUAGAGUCCGUGGAGCAAGGGAUAAUCUGGUGAAGCUUAUUCAUGGCAUUCGAAACGUGAAGAUACUUUACUUAACUCCUGUAACUUUCGAGAUACUUUCUCUUUGCUGUGAAACGAUGCCGGUUUUCGAAAACCUUACAACUUUGAGUAUUAAGAGUGUUAUGAUUCAAGGAUGGCAAGCAAUGCCAGUUCUUCUAAGGAGUUGUCCACGUUUAGAGAGUCUAUAUAUUGGGGAACUGUUACACUCUAUAACGGAUGCAUGUGGGGAUGUUUGUGUCUGCCUUUCAAAGUGGAACAAAGGAUUGUCGCUCAUGUCUUGUUAUGUGAAGAAGAUGAGGAUUUUAGGGUUUAGAGGAACAAUAAGAGAGGUGCACAUGAUAAAACAUUUCUUGGAUCAUUUGCCAAGUUUGAAAGAGAUGGAGAUAGUUGUCGAAGAGAAUGAAGAUACAAUGUUUGAUAUUCCUAAAUGGUUAGAUAUUGUGGGGGAGACACUGAUGCAUUUCAACGAGACGUCGAGUUGCAAUGUCAUAUUCUGGAUGCAUGCUUUCUUGUACCGGAGAUUGACUCGGAAAUGGAGUCCUCAAGUGUGA